UGUCAUAUUUGCCACAAAAGCUAUCAAUCACCGGUGCAGCUAAAACGUCAUCUGAGAAGACAUGCAGAAGAUAAAAAACACCUAUGUCCUUUCUGUAAGAAAGGUUUUAGUGAUCAAUUCGAUUUAAAGCGACAUGUCCGUAUUCAUACCGGAAUAAAGCCAUUUAGGUGUAAACUUUGCAACCGAGCAUUUGCUCAACGAUGCUCAUUAGAAUUACACUGUCAAAAGUCUCAUGGUACCGAUGCUCAAUAUAAAUUCCGAGAAAGACGAGAAAAAGUUUAUGUAUGCGAAACUUGUGGUUUUACUGCUAAGGAAAUUCAACCUUAUCAUGAACAUCUUUUGUCUCACAAAGGAGAUCCUAGCGUUAUCUUUCAACCUAAAUUUUUAAAGCAAUAG
This is a messenger RNA of Trichoplax adhaerens, 396 nucleotides long. RefSeq lists its product as uncharacterized. The transcript has 2 exons. The annotation marks the transcript as partial. Lineage: Eukaryota; Metazoa; Placozoa; Uniplacotomia; Trichoplacea; Trichoplacidae. Gene Ontology annotation, cellular component: nucleus. Gene Ontology annotation, biological process: epidermal cell differentiation; regulation of transcription by RNA polymerase II. Gene Ontology annotation, molecular function: DNA-binding transcription factor activity, RNA polymerase II-specific; RNA polymerase II cis-regulatory region sequence-specific DNA binding. The record is from RefSeq and is a predicted model, not a curated record.